AUGUCUGCUUUCUGGACUGUUUCUGCUGUGCUCCUCCUUUACUUCAUGCAGGACAGUGACUGUGCUCGUAUGAUCUUCGCAAAAAUUGGUGACUCAGUUAUCCUGCAUCCAAGUCAGACCUUUGAGUCCAUGUCAACCAUAACCUGGAUGCACAACAUGAACGCCAUCAUGCAGUGGAGGUCUGGAGGUCGCUGUCGUUUGGACAAACCAACUGGAAGUUUGAUCAUUGAAAAGCUAACAGUAGAGGACACCGGCAAGUACAACCCUGAGAUUGACAGCAAGAUUCUUGAUGUGAUAGAGCUCUGGGUUAUAAAACCGGUCCCAAAACCCACAGUGUCCGUAGAAUGCAACAAUGGUAAGACAGUUUGUGACCUCACCUGUGAAGCCAACAUCACUUCUCAUUUUGGACCCGUCAUGUAUAGAUGGGAAGCAGGAGACAAACUGCUGUCCACUAACAUGAAGAUUAGCUUAACAAGGAAUAACAUGGAGCGCUCCUUUGUCUGCAAGUUGAUAAACCCCUUUAGCAUCUCGUCCAGUGAUGAGGUCCUUAACCCCAUUGUCCCUCAAGAGAUUCAGCCUGCAGUCGUGGCGAUACCAAUUGUGCUUGUGGUCCUGUUUCUGGUUGCAGUUGGUAGCUAUAUGAGGCAAAGGAAUGAGCAAAAACAAGCACAGUCUGUUGAAGAAGCCAAUAGCAAGAGGCUUUCUCUGAGCCAGAACGCCUAGGGAAAUAACAUAAUCAAUGACCUGUAGUGUCAAUCCAUUAAGGUCCUGGAUCGAGAGGCGCCUAAGGUCGCAUGGAGACACGGGUCAACCUGGACCUCCAAAAGAGCGUUGGAAAACCAGGCGGGAGAUUCUGACCUGCUUGAAGGAGAUCUGGGAAGGAUGGCAGGUCAGACUGAGGUGGUUCCUGGAACAUGACAGAGUGCUCAUAUCCCCUAGACUUAUGUUUUAAAAAUAAAUACCUCUAAAGGACU
This is a messenger RNA of Poeciliopsis prolifica (blackstripe livebearer), 974 nucleotides long. RefSeq names its product lymphocyte function-associated antigen 3-like. The record is from RefSeq and is a predicted model, not a curated record. The transcript is spliced from 8 exons. Lineage: Eukaryota; Metazoa; Chordata; Actinopteri; Cyprinodontiformes; Poeciliidae. Bases 1 to 723 code for a protein of 240 amino acids.